Molecule: messenger RNA, 1152 nt
Organism: Akanthomyces muscarius
Lineage: Eukaryota; Fungi; Ascomycota; Sordariomycetes; Hypocreales; Cordycipitaceae
Exons: 4
Coding region: 1-1152 (383 amino acids)
Source: RefSeq, a predicted model, not a curated record
AUGGACAAGAUUACCGACGCAUUCACGCAGAAACUCAACCCGGAUCGAUUGAGCCCGACAAAAUCGCGCAUGAUUGACGAGGGCAAUAAUCAUUCAUCCCAAGGUCAACCUUCACGCAACCGCAGAAGCCAGCCGCGGCACCACAGCGACGAUGGCGUGGUUGACAUCUACAAUGACUGGACGCAGAUCUAUAGGUCUGGUGUCUCACCACAUUCACCCGAGCCAGUCAGAUCUCGUGACAGCGGUACUUCUCAUCCACGAAGAUCCAAGAGCCUGGCCGAGGGCAUGAGAAGACAAACGAGCCCCGCGAAAACGUCGCGAAACACCGAACCGGAGCGGCAGGCAUAUUCUCCUCCUGAUGUGGUCUCUGAAAGCCCCACGUUUUCACCUUUGCCUCUGUAUUUCCGGGGACAAGACUUUCCCACUUUCAAGCAAGGCGGCAAGACGCUGAUUGGUAACAAUGGAUGGCUUGAGAAUACCGGACAGGACGGGGAAAGCAAGACGCCUCAAAAGAGAGCCGGCAUCUUUGACAGCAUCAAGAAGAUUGCAAGAGACAUGACUGAAAUUCACUAUCCACAUCGUCGACUCCCGCAUGCAAAGGCGUCUGGUGCGCAACUCCUCAUAUCGCUUGACGCGAGAGAGCAGAGCCUGCUGUACUGCGAACUCGAAUACCACCUCACCUGUGCUCUCAACAACUACAUUUCCCGUGAGCUCGAAAAGGGUCGCCUCGUGCCGAUCAACUUCAAAAAGAUUACCGACGCCUGGUACCAGCAGGGCCGACCCCGUGUGGUCGGCUUCCGCUUCGACCUCGAGACGCAGGUCGAUCUCGUGGCGCUACACGUCAAUGAAUUUACCUUUUGCGGCCGCCGCCAAUGCAACCCAGUCGAGAUCAGCAGCCUCCUGCACAGCAUGAAGGUCAACGCGCGCGCGAUGCGCAUCCGCACCUUUUGCCAACCCGACUCGGUCAUCGCCAAGCAGCUCGCGGACAGCCAGUCCUUGUUUGACAUGAUUGGGGCGGUAGACGACGCGAACAGAGCCCUGUCCGAGAUUGUGCGCUUUUUCAAGGUGAUUGUUGAGCGGGAGCACAAGGUUCUGCAACAGCGGCAAAAGGAGCAAAAGCACACCACAAGGUUGACAUCGCUUGACGAUUAG